ACAAGAACGCGUCGACAUAUACACCGUGCUUGAACGUACUGAGGUGAUAUAUUUGUUAUUUAUCCUACGGUCGAAGGCGAGUCAAUCGUGAAAAUGGCCGGGGAAAAGCGUACUCAGGAUCAAGAGGAAACCUUAUUGUCGGAAACGGUGAUCUUAGUUGACAUCGAAGGCACCACGACGAGCAUAAGCUUCGUGAAGGACACACUUUUUCCUUAUGUGCGAGAGAAUUUAAAGAAAUACAUUGAAACUAAAUGGGAGGAUGAAGAAUUCAAGCAAGAUUUUGAAAAAUUAAAGGAGCAGGCAAAAAAAGACGAAGAAGAUAAAAUUGAUGGUUUUGUACCAAUUACUGGUGCUAAUGUAGAAGAAGAAAGGGAGUCACUUGUAAAAAAUAUAUUAUGGCAAAUGGAUUGCGAUCGAAAAACAGGUGCAUUGAAACAAUUACAAGGACAUGUGUGGCGUGAAGCUUAUAAUUCUGGAACGGUUAAAGCACAUGUUUAUGAAGAUGUUCCAAAAGCACUAGAAUCAUGGACGAGUGAUGGUAAAAAGGUCUAUGUUUAUUCAAGUGGUAGUAUCGAAGCACAAAAACUUCUAUUUGGACAUUCUGUACAUGGUGAUUUACUUAAGCAUUUCAGUGGUUAUUUUGAUACUGAAAUAGGUGCAAAACAAGAAUCAAGUAGUUAUAAAAAUAUAUUAAGUAAAAUUGGAGCUGAACCAUCAAAUGUAAUUUUCUUAACUGAUGUUGUUAAAGAAGCUGCUGCCGCAAAAGAAGCAGGCUUGUCAACAGUUAUAGUACUACGUGAAGGCAAUGCUCCUCUUACAGAUGAAGAAAGAGUGACAUAUAUAACUAUUAAGUCAUUUUUAGAUUUAACAUUUCAAACUUCUACAAAACGACAAAAGUUAGAAGCUACAGAGGUUCAAGAAAAUAUAAAUAAAGGUAUGCCUGAUGUUAGUGAGCCAAUGGAUACUUCUGAAGACGUCGAAAUGUCCGAUGUCAAUGAGAAGAAGAUUGAUAAAAUAGAAACAAAAGAAGUUGUCCAAGAAGAAGCAAAAGAAUGUGCAAAAGAUCAGUUACCAAAAGAAACGCAAGUCUCUGACGUGAAAGUGGAAGAGCCUAUGGUUAUUGAUACAAAAGAUGUAUCAAAUGCUGAAAAGGUAAUGGAAAAUACAACUGAAAAGUUAGAACUUCAAUCAUCAGAGGUGAGUACAAAACUAGCAACACCCGAAAAUGUACAAGCUGCCGUGAGUAGCAACACCGACUCAGUAACACCUUCAAAGGAUGAUAUCGAUAAAUCUGCGGUUUCUGAGAAAGUAGAAAAAUCUAUGGAUACAACAGAAAAGGCUGUAGAAUCUACACCAGAUGCAAUUCCUACUGUCAAUGAUCCAUUGGAUGUUGAGACAAGUGAGCCUAAAUCAAAGUCUGAAGAAGUUACUAUUACAGAGAAUAAGACUGAAGAGAUUUCAAAUAUCGCUAAAGAAACAAAACCUGAUGAUACAAAAAUGUCAGAUACAAAAACUAAUGAAAAUGCAUUACAAGAAAAAGACAGUAACAGUAUAAAUGAAAAAUCAGAGGAAUGUACUAAUAAAUCAGAAAAAGAAACAAAUGCGGAGUCCACUGAAAAGGUUGUAAUUAAUCCUAGUAUACCAGAAACUAAAAAAUCAGAAAAUGAUGAAACUUCGGUAAAAUCUGCACAAGAGUCCACAAAAACAGAAGAAAAACCUGCAGAAAAUGGUGAUGUUCCAUUAACAAAUGUAGAAAAAAUUACUGCACCAACGAUAACAGAGCCAGAAGCUGCUAGUAGCAAAGCAGAUACAAAUAUUGAAAUGAAAAAUACGACAGAAACAGUUAAUAAAGAAACAAAAUCUGAAACAGAAUCAGAGUUAACUAAUGUAAAAUCUCCUAAAGUGAAAGAAACAGAGGAAGCAGCAGCAGUGUCUGUAAAUGAUGCCGACAAACAAGUAAGUGCCGAAGCAUCAAAACAGGAAUUGACAGAGAAACCAACGAAAGAAGACGCUGUAGCGGAUGAAACAAAAGACACAAAUACAGUAGAUUCCGAAAAGAAAAAAUUAAAUGGUACAACACAAAACGGAGAUACAGAUGUGCCAGUGUCAGAGGAUAAAUUACAGAGAAAUGGACUAAAUGAGGGCUCAUCGAAUGAAAAUGUUAAUUCGUCAACGAGCGAAAGUACUUCUGCGCAAAAUGGUGAACCAGAGAGUUCCUCUGAAGCUAGUGCAGAAUCUAUAAAAGUCAAAAAGGUCGUUGAUUCUGCAGUAGCUGAUGGUGCCGGCGAACCUGACGUUGUUCCCCCCGUAGUUGUAGCUGCGACGUCUUAAUCUUGUUCUUAUACAUUUUAAGAAGUCCUUCAUACAUAACCCCAACCCACAAUACUUAUCCGCAGAUAUAAACUGAAAAGUUGGCUCCCUACACCUUACAUAAAUCGUACGACGUUAAAGAUGUAAUACGUUAAUUUAAGAUACAGUUCAUAAGAUUUCUAUUUCUUCGACAAAUGUGAAGGGAAACGAUAAUACGACAUAUAC
Molecule: messenger RNA, 2535 nt
Organism: Eufriesea mexicana
Lineage: Eukaryota; Metazoa; Arthropoda; Insecta; Hymenoptera; Apidae
Gene: Enoph
Product: enolase-phosphatase E1
Exons: 6
Coding region: 94-2331 (745 amino acids)
Molecular function (GO): magnesium ion binding; acireductone synthase activity
Source: RefSeq, a predicted model, not a curated record